UAUAUACAAUGUGGAUAAGAUAUUACAAAAAUCUAUAUAAUCCAUUCAUCUGCUUCAUAUUACUCUCCCAAAAAUGCAGUUUCCUUUCUCAGUUUCUUUGAUUCUCUUCUCAUGUCUUGUAUGGAGCAAUCAUGCUUCAUCGAAAAGAUCCACCUACAUUAUCCAUAUGGACAAACCCUCCAUGCCCAAGGCCUUCUCCACUCACCAUUACUGGUAUUCUUCCCUCCUCAAAUCUGCCACUUCAGCAGAGGCAAAGCUCAUCUACACCUACGACCACGCCUUCCAUGGAUUCAGCGCUGUAAUGUCGAUAGACGAGUUGCAGGCUUUAAAGAAGUCCGAAGGGUUUGUUUCCGCCUCCGUGAGCAAAGCUGUCACUCCUGACACCACACAUUCCGUCAAUUUCCUCGGCCUCAGCACCGCAACCGGACUCUGGCCUGCUUCCCACUACGGAAAGGAUGUGAUCAUAGGCAUCAUCGACGGCGGCAUUUGGCCAGAGAGCCCGAGCUUCAACGAUGACGGGAUGACGGAAAUCCCUACCGGGUGGAAGGGACUUUGCCAACAAGGACCAGAUUUCAAUUCAUCACUAUGCAACAAGAAACUCAUCGGAGCCAGAUUUUUCGAUGCAGCAUCUCGGGCAGAAGAUCCAGAGAGAUUCUUUAUUUCGGCUAGGGACACCGAUGGCCACGGCACCCACGUCGCGUCCAUAGCUGCAGGGAAUUUUGUGAACAACGUCUCCUACUUCGGAUAUGCCCCUGGAACUGCAAGGGGAGUUGCCCCAAGAGCUAGGAUUGCAGCAUACAAGACCGGGAGCAAUGAUGCCGACACAUUAGCCUGCAUCGACCAGGCCGUCGCAGAUGGUGUCCAUAUUAUAUCCAUAUCCUUACGAUACGAAGCAGCCACUCUGUUUGACAAUCCAAUCGCAACAGCUACCUUCGGUGCCAGGGAAAAGGGGAUCGUCGUUUGUAAAUCCGCGGGAAACACAGGCUACAGCAUAGCCACAAUUAUAAACGGGAUCCCUUGGGAGAUUGUGGUGGCAUCCGGGACCAUUGACCGAUGGUUUGCAGGGACGAUCACACUCGGAAACGGCAAAACCAUCACGGGAUUUACCAUGUUUCCAGCAAGGGCCUCUGUCAUCAACUUGCCUCUCAUCUAUAACCAGACCCUCUCUGUCUGCAACUCUAGUGAAGCAUUGUCACAGUCGAAUCUACGCCGAAUCAUCGUCUGCAGUGUUAGUGACGACGACCAAACAAUCACAGAAGGAACUGAAAGUUUCUUUUUCACAAUGCACUAUCUGAUCGGUUCCAACGUUGCAGCAGCUGUCAUAAUUUCAGAAGAUACGAGCUUACUCCGUUCUACAUACUUUCCUUUCCCGGGGACCGUGAUCAGCCGAGAACAAGCUGUAGAAUUGAUCGAGUACGCAACCACCAGUGCCUCACCAACUGCAACCAUAGAUUUCCAGCAAACAAUAAUCGGGCCGAAUCUUCCACGGGGCGUGCCAGCUCCAGCCCUAUCAGGAUCCUCAUCCAGAGGCCCCUCCCAGACCUACCAGGAGAUCCUGAAGCCCGACAUUAUGGCGCCGGGAGUGCUAAUUCUAGGCGCGUACAGUCCUAUCGGCCCUGGUUCACAAGUUGGAGACAAGUUCUUCCUAUCAACGGAUUACGCUCUAGUGUCCGGCACAUCGAUGGCCGCCCCUCACAUCUCUGGGGUCGCGGCCCUUUUAAAGGCCGCGCACCCAGAGUGGAGCCCGGCAGCUAUACAGUCCGCGAUGAUGACAACUGCAAAUCAUCUCGACGCGACAAAACAGCCAAUCAAGCAGGCGGGAUUUAACCCUCCGAGUGAUGCUUCCCCACUGGGGAUUGGGUCGGGUCAGGUGGAUCCGAACCGGGCGCUUGAUCCAGGUCUUGUCUACGACCACACGGCGCAAGACCUGGCGGAUCUAGUGUGCUCGAUGAAUUUCAGCCGCGAGCAGAUCCGGGCGAUCAUAAGGUCGAGCUACAAUUGCUCGAGGCCGUCGCCUGAUCUGAACUACCCUUCUUUCAUAGCGCUGUAUAACUUUGACCAGAGAGGAGUGACGUUGACCAGAAGGUUCAAGCGGACUGUGACGAAUGUUGGGAGUGGCGCGGCUACGUAUAGAAUGAAACUCGAGAAACCGGAGAAUACGACGGUGACGGUAUCGCGGAGGACUCUGGUUUUCAAGAAGAAAUAUGAGAAGCAGAGGUAUUCGUUGAGCAUUCGGUAUACGGGAGAUAUUGAGACGGGGGUUAGACAUGGGUCGCUGACGUGGAUCGAGGAGACCGGCAAGUAUGUUGUAAGAAGUCCGAUUGUCAUUUCCGGCGGAGUUGAUAAUUACGGCUAGUUUUUGUAACAUUGCUUUCUCUUUUCUUUUAUGUGGCUGUUAUGUGGUUUCCUAUUAAAUGAGAUUCGCCUUGUGUAACAAAUUUUUUUGAAAUUGAA
Molecule: messenger RNA, 2454 nt
Organism: Salvia hispanica
Lineage: Eukaryota; Viridiplantae; Streptophyta; Magnoliopsida; Lamiales; Lamiaceae
Source: RefSeq, a predicted model, not a curated record